UCCCACAACCAUGGAAAAUAGCACUAUUCGACCCCAUCCCAGUCCUUGUUAUUCUCAACCACACUUUGAGCCCGGGGAACAGUCAGUCAGUCAGUCGCACAUGGACGACCACGACCCGUUGCUCAGCCCGUCAGCGUUUCCCGCCACUCCGCCAAGCGGCUUUUUCAGCGAAGCCACGCCGCGGUCCGCCCCACCCUCGCGAUCGACGCAUGGCUCUGGCGUUGCUGCUCAAGACGCGCCAAGGUCUGCCACUGCUGAGCGGGCUCCGUCCAGCGCGCCACGACCAAUCUCGGUCUCGGCGCACCACCCUGCUACUGUUGGUGCGAACAGCAGCCAUGUGCGCGAUCGGACGCCCUUCCUGCCGCCGAGACACGCGCUGACCUCGACUGGAAGUCCGAGUUCGUUCCAAGGCCUGAUCUCGCUGCCGAGGUCUGCGCCAGGUGGGGCUGCGGCUGCGGCUGCUCCUGCUUCUGGUACUGCUGCUUCUGGUGCGUGCUCAUUGCAUGCGAGCAACCAAGCAACCCGAGCAUCACCAUCAAGUAACCUGCCAGCUGGUCAGCGAACAGCUGCAUCAUCAUCAUCACCAUUCAGUUCGUUGUUGAAUUUGCAGGGCGAUCGUCGGAAUCGAGAUCGCGCCGCUGCUGGAAUCACACGAGACAACCGACGAGAUGAUGGCGCAAAUGGAUACCACGUUCGAGGCCAUCACGACCACGAAGACGACGAUGACAAUGAUGGCGCUGCUUCGGCUGCAUCGCACCGAUCGAGUUUGCCUCAAAACGCCACCUCUGCAGCCGCCGCCACUCCGAUUGCCGCGCCGCGUCUCCGACACAGCCCAUCCUCCUCCUCCUCCUCUGCAGUUGCUUCUCCUUCACGUCGACAGCUGAGCGCAACUUCUGCGGGGCACCAAGCGCCGUCCAGGUGGGACGUUGUCGCCAUCAAAACCGAGCACCAACCCGUCGAGCCGCCUCGCGCUGCUUCAAAGCGGCCGCAUGGCACGCCAGACUCGGCGGCAGAGCACCACAAGCGGUCUCGAUCGGAUCGAGAUGACAAUCGCCAGGUCCACGCGCAGGACAAUCUCAAUCUGACGAGCCAGCUUUUACAGCAGCACCAGACUCUGCCAUCGCAGCAGCAAUCGCGUGCGCGUGAGCACCCUCCGCAGCAACGGUCUCGGCAACAGCAACAUUCUCAGCCUCAGCAACAUUCUCAGCCUCAGCAACAUCCUCGACAACACACCCACCAACCUCAGCAGACUCAAUCCAGACCACAACAACAGCAACAACAACAGCAGCAGCAGCAGCAGCAGCAGCAACAACAACAACAAACACAAUUACCACUCGUGCGGCAAUUUGAAGAAUUGGUAGACGCCUCACCACACUCGAGUGCAACCACUCCAAUGCCAGCGUACAACACCAGCGCUUCGAGCUCGAGGUUUGACGUUUCAGCCUCGACAACGUCCUCAGUGCUCGCGUUUGAACAAACUGUGCGGCCCUGGCUGUCCCAAGCACACGAAACGCCUACCCUUGAGCGGAUUGACGCACUGGCCACAAUCGUCAAUCAAUUGCGGCACGAGCACGAAAAAGAGCAAGAAUUGAUGGAAUUGUCGCUCAAACGAACUGCCAAGAUCAACCACGCUCUCUACAAGAUUUCAAAAUAUUCGUCGCUCAUGCUUCGCCAGUCGAUUCAGCCCGUCACGUUCUUGUCAGCAUCCUCCGCCACGGAUUCUCCAGCGGCAACAGGACCGACAUCCAGGCGACAGCUCGUUUCGGCGCCGGCUGCUGCGACUGUGGCGGCGCUGCCAACCUCAGCAUCAACCAGUGUUGUCCAGGAAUUCCAGUCAUCAUCAUCAUCAGUAGCAGCAGCAGCUGCAGCAGCGGUUUCGCGUAACAGAGACAGCGACACGGAGCUUGACGACGAUGACGAGCAGGAAGACGACGAUCAUGUUGAAAUUCAGAGCGUCAUUCCGCAGGCUGCUCGAUCGCCCGUACGACGGAGCACUGCACCGCAACCUACUUUGCCGAGCGCCUUGGUAGCGACUGGUGAUCGGCAUUAUUGCACGACACGAUCCAAACAAGGCUACUUUGCCCGCAAGCCGCGCUCGCUUAUCUUUGUUCCGCGACAUGGCAUUCUUCUGACAAGCGGAUUUGAUGGGUUGGUUAGUUCAAGCAAAGUGCGCGACAUGGAUUUUACAAAAACGCCAAUCUGGACCCGCGAGCAACUCUACCACAGUCGCGUGGAAGAUAUGGAUGUCAACACUGACGGGACUCGCGUGGCGCUGGCUUUCAAUGAGAAUGGCGCUAGCGAGCGAGGCAGAUGCCAACUGGUUGUUGGUUCGUUGGGCACGGAGAACAGAGCCUCCACGAUGCCAUUUACUGACGACGGCAAUGAUGCUGAAAUUGGCUUUAACGCCGAUCUCAUUCGGCCGCACUCACUGACCUUCUUCCACACGAGGCCGCACUCUGACAAGGGCAUCAACGUGGUGCGAUUCCUUCACGAUGGCAAUAUUGUGACUGGCGGCGCAGAUCAUCGAGUUUUUCUUUGGUCGCUCACUGGUCGUAAGCUUCGCUAUACGUCAAAGCUGCACGAGGCUCACUCUUCCGCCGUGACGGCCCUGCUGCCGCAUUCCAAUGGCAGAGAUCUGAUUUCCGGAGGCGCUGACGGACGAAUUGCGAGGUUUGACGUGGCUGCGAACUCUCUUGCGUCCACGGUCAAGGUUGAAAACAUGACCGCCACGGUGAACGCGUUGCUUGAGCAGCCCAGCAAUCCCAAUGUGAUUGCUGUUAGCCGAUGCUCGCUCCUUGAGAGCAAACCAAUCACCUUGGUCGACAAGCGUGCGUUCAGCAUUGUGCAACACUUGAAGCCCGUUUUUGUCUUUAACAAGGACAUCUCGCCCUCCAAGUACGUCCAACCAACAUUUGAUCCAACGGGCAAUUACUUGGCGCUGCCUUUGCAAGAAGGGCAUGUGGGGAUUUGGGAUAUGCGAAACACGGCAGGUCCCGUCGGCGAGAUUCAGCCGCUUUGCCACUUGGGCGUGAACGCAAGUCGCGUCCUCCGCAUUAGCUGGUACAAACCAAGCGAGAUGGCCGUCUCCUCCACCGACAACACGCUGACCAUCGUCAGCCUCACCACAAGCUUUUUCCAGCUAUGAGCACGCGUCGCUCACAUUGGUGUUCUCAGAAACUGUCAUUUAGUCGCCGAUAAUAUCGCAAAUGCACGCAAAUGUUUAUUUGGUCAG
Capsaspora owczarzaki ATCC 30864 is the source of this 3232-nucleotide messenger RNA. RefSeq lists its product as hypothetical. Lineage: Eukaryota; Filasterea; Ministeriida; Capsasporidae. The record is from RefSeq and is a predicted model, not a curated record. Gene Ontology annotation, molecular function: protein binding. The coding region runs from base 11 to 3145 and encodes 1044 amino acids. The transcript has 10 exons.